Molecule: messenger RNA, 903 nt
Organism: Triticum dicoccoides
Lineage: Eukaryota; Viridiplantae; Streptophyta; Magnoliopsida; Poales; Poaceae
Product: MDIS1-interacting receptor like kinase 2-like
Exons: 3
Coding region: 1-903 (300 amino acids)
Biological process (GO): protein phosphorylation
Molecular function (GO): protein kinase activity; ATP binding
Source: RefSeq, a predicted model, not a curated record
AUGCUUUCCAUAUGGAAUUUUGAUGGGAAGAUCGCAUUCGAAGACAUACUUAGUGCAACAGAAAAUUUUGAUGAGAAAUAUUGCAUUGGUAUUGGAGGAUAUGGGUCCGUCUUUAGAGUUCAGCUUGAAGGGGGGCUUAUCUUUGCCGUCAAGCUCCUCCAUUCAAUGGAAGAACAGAACGAUGAGGGGACAUUUCAUGCCGAGAUUGAAGUACUGACGAAAAUCAGGCACCGAUGCAUCGUCAAGUUGUACGGCUUCUGUUCACACUCCCAAUGCAAAUUCCUUGUGUACGACCUUAUCGAGAGGGGAAGCUUAUUAUCCAUUUUGGACGAACAAGAACUAGCAAAGGAGUUGGAUUGGGCCAACAGAAUUUCUAAUGUGACAGACGUAGCUCAAGCUCUCUCCUAUUUGCACCAUGACUGCGAAGAUCCUAUUGUACACCGGGACAUAAAAAGCAGCAAUAUUCUUCUGGACAUCGAUUAUAAAGCUUAUGUCUCGGACUUUGGCAUGGCGAAGAAGCUGAAGCACGGUUGCUCAAGCUGGAGCACUAUCUUUGCAGGGACAUGUGGCUACAUAGCCCCUGAGUUGUCAUCUACCAUGGUCUUGACUGAGAAGUGCGACGUGUACAGCUUCGGCGUGGUUGCCCUGGAAGUUGUGAUGGGAAGGCACCCAGGUGAUCUGCUCCUUCCAUUCUUUUGCCGAACAGAGCAGCCAGGGAAGUUCCAGGAUAUCCUGGAUCAACGCGUCACAGCACCGUCAACAACUGAUGAGAACGAUGUCAUUUUGGUUGCCUUGGUGGCUUUUGCUUGCCUGCAAAUCAAGCCCAAAGCCCGGGCAACAAUGCAGCAGAGGAAUGAGAUACAGAAAGGCGACCACGGUCCAUUUCACAUCGCACUUCACUAG